UCUGCUUCAUCCUACCAGUGAAUAUCGAUUACCACGUGAGUCCGGUGGAUUCAUCUGUUUUCACAAUAGGCUGUGUUUCUCGUUAGACGAAACCUGACGCCUCUCGAAGUACUCUUUCCAUCUUCUGAACAUACUCUCCUCGCUUUUCCCAAAUCCUUUGAAACACUUGCUACCUGAGAGUCUGCAAAAUGAUAAUUCCUGUAAGGUGCUUCACAUGUGGCAAAAUUGUUGGCAACAAGUGGGAGGCAUACCUGGGCCUGCUGCAAGCAGAAUACACAGAAGGUGAUGCUCUAGAUGCCCUGGGGCUGAAGAGGUACUGCUGUCGCCGCAUGCUUUUGUCCCACGUUGAUCUUAUUGAAAAACUGCUUAACUACGCCCCACUUGAGAAGUGAGCCAGUGAGCUGUGGUGUGCUUUGUUCUACACACUUGGGCUGAUUUAUUCUUUUCUGUAAAGUAUUUGGCUUCUGGUUUCUUUAUGUAAAUAGCAAUGUGUACUGUGUUUUACUAAGGAAAUGUUUUUGAUCCAUAAUAAAAUAUUUAAAGGCA
Messenger RNA from Polypterus senegalus (gray bichir), 546 nucleotides. It is a transcript of the gene polr2l, whose product is annotated as RNA polymerase II, I and III subunit L. The transcript is spliced from 4 exons. Gene Ontology annotation, cellular component: RNA polymerase II, core complex; RNA polymerase III complex; RNA polymerase I complex. Lineage: Eukaryota; Metazoa; Chordata; Cladistia; Polypteriformes; Polypteridae. The record is from RefSeq and is a predicted model, not a curated record. Gene Ontology annotation, biological process: tRNA transcription by RNA polymerase III; transcription by RNA polymerase I; transcription by RNA polymerase II. Gene Ontology annotation, molecular function: DNA binding; zinc ion binding; DNA-directed RNA polymerase activity. Bases 189 to 392 code for a protein of 67 amino acids.